Messenger RNA from Entamoeba invadens IP1, 1149 nucleotides. RefSeq lists its product as hypothetical. NCBI's taxonomy places the organism in Eukaryota, Evosea, Mastigamoebida, Endamoebidae. Bases 1 to 1149 code for a protein of 382 amino acids. The transcript has a single exon. The record is from RefSeq and is a predicted model, not a curated record.
AUGUCAUUUGACGUGACACAUUUGUUAAUUUUCAUGUUCAUUUUUAUGAGUGUAUCUUCCUUGUUUAUUCUACUUGAUUUAAACCCAAACUCGACUCGAUUUAAAGUGCUUAAAAACACGAAUAAACAAGUUACAAUACCUCGAGUCACUUUACCGACUUAUUCCGAUCAAAUACUCGACACCACACAUUUUAAUUACAAUGGCGCUUGUAGUAAAGUUUUUAAAUAUCUUCCAAACAACAAACGUGAUUUGUGGUUGAGUGCCAUUGGGAUCAACUCACAGAAAUAUUAUGAGCAGAUUAUGAAAGACGUUCCACUUGUUUUUGGUCUCUCCAAUUCGUCUAUUCCUAAUGCAGAUAAAGUCCUCUUAUUUCUUCCUGGGUACAACUACACUGAGUUAAGUACUAUGGCACAAAGUUAUGGCUUUCAGACUGUCGAAAUUGAUUUACCAAAUAUUAAAAAGUGCCAAGACGCCUCUAAACGAUUUUUUGCAUUCAAAGAGUACUUAGAAGAUAAAUUACAAUUAUAUGAUAGAGUACUUAUUAGUGACUUUAGAGACGUUUAUAUCUUCGCAGACUUCUUUGCGACUUUUUCUGCACAAGACUUAGUCUUUACGCCGGAGUGUUCUUAUGAUCAUGAAGAGUGCGUCACAUUAAAUCAAGUCGAUGUGAAGAAUUGGAUGGCAAAUGGAUAUGGGAAAGACAUGGCAGAGACCUAUGCGAAGAACAAUUCACUGUUAAUGAAUGUGGGAACAAUUUUUGGAGGAACAAAAAAGGUGUUCAAUUACAUCACAUUGAUGACGGAAAAUUUGAGUCCAGAGAAAUAUAAAGACUGGGGAUAUGACCAGGCGGUCCACAACGUUAUUUUCUAUACAUAUUACUUCAACAAGAACUAUAUUUAUUAUAAUGAUACUAAUCAAAUAGAAUUUGGUGAAGACAAUGGAAGAGAAGAAGAUAUCAUUGAUAUGAAGAAAUACCAACUCGAUAGAUGUUCCCAAAGAUUUUGUUUUAGAGAGAAAAACACUUGCAUUUAUGAUAAACAGAAGAAAAUUGUGUUUACUAAAAAUACGAUGUGCGCUCCAGUACUCAGACAUAAAAUAUUGGCAAAUGGACUGAAAUUGGAUUGGUGUGGAAAACCACAAAAAGUUUAA